Messenger RNA from Drosophila melanogaster (fruit fly), 4110 nucleotides. It is a transcript of the gene Mkk4, whose product is annotated as MAP kinase kinase 4. The record is from RefSeq and is marked reviewed. Gene Ontology annotation, cellular component: cytosol. Gene Ontology annotation, molecular function: transferase activity; protein kinase activity; protein serine/threonine kinase activity. The transcript has 5 exons. Gene Ontology annotation, biological process: cellular response to stress; cell surface receptor signaling pathway; MAPK cascade. NCBI's taxonomy places the organism in Eukaryota, Metazoa, Arthropoda, Insecta, Diptera, Drosophilidae. Bases 286 to 1560 code for a protein of 424 amino acids.
UCAAUGUUUCAUCUCUAGCUCUUUUAAGUUUUGGUUGCUAUUUAUGUAAAUGUUUAGCGAAAUUGCGGAAAAAGUGCAUAUCAGUGCGCUCGAUUGCUGAAAAAGUAGUUGCGUUGCAAACGGCGAAGAGCCCAUCAAAGGCGGCCCAGUAACCAGGCGAUCGGAGGGCCAAAGGAGCAUCAAGUCGACGUGUUGUAUUCGGGGCGCGGCGCCUGCAGAAAACGGACAAAACAUCCUUAGGACAGCCACACAAAGGCGCAUCGAUACUUUCAGCCACCACACACAAUGGCCGAACGACCGAAAAAUUUGUUUGCAACCGGAUCCAGUCGCUCCCGCAAUCCCCCGGAUCAGCUAAGCCUGAAUAAUCUUAGCAUACGCCAUCCGCCCUCGUCCACGUCGUCCACUUCUUCGGGAUCCACCUCCUCGGGCUCAAGUUCCUCAUCACAGCACAACCAUGUGACCCGCUGUUUUGGUGCCCAGCAGCCACAGCAAACCCCGCCGGUGGCCAGCAGUCAAGUGCCACCGGUGCCGGCAGCAUCGAGCAGCAGCGCUGCCGAUCGUCACCGGGAGCGAAUUCGCCAGCAGGCCUGUGGCAAGCUACAGUUUGGUGAGGGCGGCGCUAAUACACACACAUUUACUUCAGACGAUCUCGAGGAUGAGGGCGAAAUUGGACGCGGUGCAUUUGGGGCAGUCAACAAGAUGACCUUUAAGAAAUUGGACAAGGUGAUGGCCGUCAAGCGCAUUCGAUCCACCGUAGACGAGAAGGAACAGAAGCAGCUGCUCAUGGAUCUCGAGGUGGUCAUGAAGUCCAACGAGUGCAUUUACAUUGUUCAGUUCUAUGGGGCGCUUUUCAAGGAGGGUGACUGCUGGAUUUGUAUGGAGCUGAUGGACACCUCUUUGGACAAGUUUUACAAGUACAUCUACGAAAAGCAGCAGCGCCACAUUCCAGAGUCUAUACUGGCUAAGAUAACAGUGGCCACGGUCAAUGCGCUGAACUAUUUGAAGGAGGAGCUAAAGAUUAUCCAUCGGGAUGUGAAACCGAGCAACAUUCUGUUGCACCGUCGCGGAGACAUAAAGCUGUGCGAUUUUGGUAUUUCGGGUCAGCUGGUCGACUCUAUUGCCAAGACCAAGGAUGCGGGCUGCAGGCCCUACAUGGCGCCGGAGCGCAUUGAUCCAGAACGUGCCAAGGGCUACGAUGUACGAAGCGAUGUUUGGUCAUUGGGCAUCACAUUAAUGGAGGUGGCGACUGGUAAUUUCCCCUAUCGUAAAUGGGACUCUGUUUUCGAGCAGUUGUGCCAGGUUGUGCAAGGCGAACCGCCGCGACUUUUGACAUCCUAUAACGGCAUGGAGUUUUCCAAAGAGUUUGUGGACUUUGUCAAUACUUGCCUAAUUAAAAAGGAGAGCGAUCGACCCAAGUAUAGCCGUCUGCUGGAGAUGCCCUUCAUACGUCGUGGCGAGACGAGCCACACUGAUGUUGCCGUGUAUGUGGCUGAUAUACUGGAGUCGAUGGAGAAAGACGGCAUUACGCAGUUUACGGCCAAUCAGCAGGCGGAGAGUUAAUCACCCUAAGCGAAGAUGCAAGUCAUAAAUUAACUAAGAUUCAAGAAGAACACAACAGCAUGCAUAACUAAGCAGAAGGAAAGCAGAUAAAAAGUUUUAAUUGUUGUCUACUUUGUAGCAUUCGUAGAAAACCUAGCGCAUAUUUUGUUAAACAGAAAAACAAACCUAAGCGAAAAGUGUGUAAGCUGAUAGUAAGCAAAAUGUGUGUGUAUAGUUUAAAGUCCCUAAAGCCUAUUAUAAUUCAAUAACUUUUGUAUUCGCAGUUUUGUGCGUUAAGUUUUGUGUUGAAAAUAAAUUUGUGUUUACAACAGGCGAGCGGCGGGUUACAGGCGAAUAUAUGGGCCAAUAACUGACCAGCUUCGGACUCCCAGCCAAAAGCCUAUUUAGCCUCAAUCAAGCGAACAUUUUAUAAUCCGGUUGAUUUAUCUAUCAUAAAUAAUGAUAGCAGACUAAUUGGAAAUGCAUUUUGCGUUAAUAAGCAACCACAUGCGAAACUUAAGCAAUAUUUGUAAAAAAAAAACAGCUUCGUGAAAACGAGAGUUGCUAGCCAUGCAAACAACUAACAGAAACACCAAUGCGCGUUAAGCGUAAGUAACAAGUUCAACAAAAACAAUUUUACAUUAUUUAUUGAACAGAAUUUGUAAUCCUAUUAUAUUUUUUUAAUUUGCAUAAUGAAAAUGAUUGUGAAAAGCUUUAAAUAAUUGCCAAGCGGCUGAGAUGUUUAAAUGUAGUAGAAAUUAUUGCAGAUAAAUGCAAACUAAUCCCAUAAUAUAUAAAAAAAAUUAACCAUAACACCUACACAUUCACAACACACACACACGUUUUUAUGCGUAGAAAUUAGUUGUAAGCGAAGCGAAAAUAUUUAGCAAAAAGUUACAGCUACAAAAACAAAAGUCAUGUGAAAACUACAAAUAAAACAAAAUAAAUGUAUUGUGCCUAAGUAUAAACCGAAAUGAUAAACACUCACCAAGAGAACUACAAUUUAAAUUUAAUCAAAACUCAUAAGCCAUUUAUAAUCCUUAGCCUAGCUUUUAAACCCUUAAACCCUGCUUAUUAGACGUACCGCAUAUUUAUACCAUGCCAUUCCUGCCCAAAAAUAUUCACAGCCAAACAAUUGCACCGUCUAUGUCCCCGUCUCAAAAAAGAAAAAAAAAUAGGAAAACGAAGAAAAAUGGAAGUAAAACCAAUGUUUUUUGAUUAACAUUUUUAUGCAAGCGUCAAUGUGAAAGCAAAGUUUAUUUUGUAUACAUAUAUAUACAUGCAUAAUAUAUAUUUGCACGGGUUGCAUAUUAUAGCAUAAGAAAAGCAACAAGAGCCUGCAGCAUUUCUCUUUUAUUUUUUUUUAAGUCUUGUUUGCGAAAUAAAAUCCUAAAGCAUGCAGCAUUUAGACCGGAUAUACACAUGAAAAUAUGAAAUUGUAUAUUUUUAUUAAGCCCACAAACAUCCCAGAAUAUGCAGAUAGACUUGUCAAGUAGUGUUCGGUGCGCCGCCGAGGGAGAGUAAUAAUAUGAAAUAAAUAUUUCAUUAUUGAAGCGUAGAUCUUGAGCAAAAGUUAAUUAACAUUCCAUGCGAAAAACUCAUCUACAUCUCCGAUGAAAUCGUUUCUAUUGCACUUGCUGACAAAAAGGAUAUACAAACAGGAUAUAUGGUGGCUAAUGAAAACUAACUGACCGCAAUGUUGAAUUUAAUCACACCUAAUCACAAGGUGGUAUAGUUGAAAACAAUUACCUAAGUACUUGGGCAGAUCACUUUUGAUAAGACUAGGGGUAAACCUAAAAAUCAUAUUAUACAAGUCAUGUGUAAUGCCAGGAAUAAUGCAAUCGCGAGUCGUCAAUAUUUUUGACAAUAAAUGGAGUAUAAUUUAUUUUUAAAGUAAGCAAAACUAAAACGGCACGGACAUAUGGAUUGUGUAUAUAUGGUAGAUAUACUAAAGACAUAUGACUGGCAAAUAUUUAUACACUAAUCUAUGAACUAGUUGCAAGUCAAGUGCGGUACUUAUGUCUGUCAAUCGCCGCAUAAAUUCCCAAGUGAAAUUCAACACCAAAACCCCCAAUAAUUGGCUUCCAAUGAUCCAAGGCCUUUUGAAUAUAAUUAAAUUUCUAAAAAAUAUGCUCGAAAAUAAAUCUAACCAAUGACAAAACUGGAAACGCAACGUCCACAACAAUAUUAAUAUUUGCAAUCUUUUAAAACUAGCUUACAUAUAUAUGUAACUUUCGGAACAUUCUGGGAUCUCAAUUUUCGGAUCCAGAUCCUAAACGAAACCCAUUGCGGAAUCGGGUGCCGCUCACUCAACACUUAGCGCACUAAGUUUUACUGAUUACCAAUAUACCAAUACCAGUCUAUAUGAAUAAUCCCGUCAAGUCGGCCCGAACUAUAACUACACAAGGAUAACCAAAUACCGAAAGGGAGCUACUCUCAAUGUCAUGGCAAAUACACACAGAGAUAAAUAGCAUAGAACUGUUAAACAAAAUUGAAAAGGCAAAACACCACAAAUAAAACAAUUUGUAAAAAUAUUAAUAGCAAAUAAAAAUUAUAUUUCAAAAACUCAAU